CACUUUUAAAAGAGAACAUUUUGAAAGUUUCUAGUUUACAUUUCUAUAGUUAACUAUAGUUUACACGUCUUAGAUGGAUAUAAUGAUGGAUCAACUGGCCACAACAAUGCUUCCUGAGGUAUUUCCUGAUGGCCUUUUUCAGCAAGUAACAAUUCCGCAAAAUGCACAUAACAUCACCAACAAGACAGUAGGGCCAUGCCAACAUAGUAUAAAGACACAAAAGUUUAUUCACUUUACAUUGCUUCCUGCAGCAGCCAUAAUUGCUAUACUGAUGUUUUGUGAACAAAGGAAAUGGAAAAAUGAUUGCUGUGGAGGGAGACCAGGUUUGGCAAUUCCUCUUAACCUAUUAGAUGGCUUCAAACAUCGCUGGGAAUAUACACUAGCAUUUGGUGCAACCACCAACACUCUCAUCACAAUACUGUAUGGUGGAGAUUUCUUUGGAAAGAACUAUGGACCUAUAGACUACAUUCUAGUCACCAUGGUUGUGAUGUUGGAAAUGUCAUUAACUUUCUAUCCUUUGUUUGCCUGUUUUGCCACUGAAGCCAAAUUUGUGGGCUCCUUCCUGGGUGCACUUUAUGCCUUGAUGUGGUUUCUUGUCAAGAUGCUGCAUACAAUGGAGUGCCCAAAUCCUAGACCAAAUGUUAUGCCCUAUAUGCUGGUGUUUGUGCGAUGGCCUGAACUGCUGUGCCUCUUCCUUCUGAUUUGCUGCUAUAUCAAGAGAAUGAUCGAGGCUGUCAAGAUGGAAGAUGUCAUGCCAAACAAACCUGAUCUUAUAGCAGAUACAGUAGUUUAUCCCCACCAGAGAAUGCAUGUUAAAUUAUUACUAGUCAAACCUGAGGUUAAGCCUGAGUUAGAGCCAGGAUUUAAAGCAAAACUGAAAUCCCUCUACAUCCCAAGUCCAGUAUUUCUCUUUUCCACACGUAUGAUGUCAACUGUGAUUGUGAUUGCCUCAGUUAUAUACCAGAUUGGCAUUGUGUAUGUGUGGGUAGUAGGAUCACUUAUCAAUGGUCUCCAGUAUUUCACUGAUGCUAUAUUUGAGGUGAUCGCCAACAGUUCUAAGAUUGAUGUAGAGAAUAUCACAGAAGCUGUUAUUUUUGAGCAAGUCUAUAACACCAUGAGAAUUUCAUGGUAUGCAGUGACCAUCUCCAUUGUACUGCUGACAAUGCUCAGUCUUUCACACAUUCUCUUGUGUUACAGGGAAAACAUGAUGAAUCUAUACCAGGGGACAUCCAGAAGCCACUUGCUGAUAGAGUUUACACCUACAUCAUCUGAAAUAGCUGCAAAUGGUAUAAAGUAUGCUGGGUAUCAGAUAGCCUACAUGGUGUGGGGAUUUUUUCUCCAGCAUAUCAUACUGUGGCUGUUCAUAGUGAUUGUUGCUGGGCUGUUCAUUAUACCUGCUAUUCAUAAAAUCUACGGACCUUUGCAGGGACUCUUCCAAAUACUCAUCGGACCUUUUAUCUUGAGUACGAUAUUAUACUAUGGCCAGAUCCUUAUGGUUCAUUUUUUCUUCCUGCAGCCGAAGUUAGAAGAAGAAGAUGAACACAAACCUCUUGCAGUUAGAAACAGGAAAUGGUAUCACAUAUUCUCCUACUACUUAUUUCUGUUCAACCUUCCCCUUGGCUUGUUCUCUGCCCUGGUUAGGAUAGGCAAGGGUAUCCUUUUUGGCCUCCUUAUGCUGGGAAGGGUCGAUAGGUGUGCUCUCAUGCCAGACUUUGAAACAUAUGAUAAAGGCUACAUGGCUUACAUUGGUAUGAUCCACAUGGACUACACUCACAACCAUCCUGUUCUGCGUGUAUUUUGUCAACUGCUCAUGGAUGCCACCUUAAGGAGAACCAGCGUAGAAGAUGAUGAGAGCGAAUGUGUGGGAGUCAGAUACACAGAUGCCAAGACAGAAGCGCAGCUAAGAUCUGUAAGAAUAAGACGACGUUGGCAAAUUGCUUAUACAAUGAUUAACAAUCCUGAAAUCACAAUCCUGAGACAUCAUGCACACAAUAAUGAGGAUCACAAUCAAGCCUCAAAGUCUGAUAAAAUAGAGCGAUAUCGACUUUUAAGAAAUAAAACCACUCAUACAAAACUCUCCUCUGAAAAGAAAUAUCUUGAGUCAGGUCAAACAGAUACAAACAAUAAACUGAAUGGAUCUGAGGUCUCUGAGUCGACCGCUGCACCUGUGAAAGAUGUGGUACUUUCAGACAUUGAACUAGAUGAUCAUGCAAGUGUGGAGGCCACUAAAAAAGGACUAAAGUCAAAAGUCAAGGCCAGUACUGCAGUGAAUGAGGUUAAUGCUUUAUUAGGUGAAAUGUCAAAACCAGUCAAAAAUGGUGUCACCGUUGUCCAGAUGUAA
This is a messenger RNA of Owenia fusiformis, 2341 nucleotides long. Lineage: Eukaryota; Metazoa; Annelida; Polychaeta; Sabellida; Oweniidae. The record is from the annotation of a GenBank genome assembly.